Colletotrichum truncatum is the source of this 1251-nucleotide messenger RNA. Its product is annotated as LEA domain-containing protein. The record is from RefSeq and is a predicted model, not a curated record. NCBI's taxonomy places the organism in Eukaryota, Fungi, Ascomycota, Sordariomycetes, Glomerellales, Glomerellaceae.
AUGACGGCAUCCCCUCCUACUCGCUCGACUCCACCCUUAACCCAGCAAGAGAGACCCGAAAGCCCUGCCUCGACGCAUCCAACAUCUCGGACUAUGCAAAGGGCCGUUCCCGAGCCUCCCAAGUCCUCGCCGCACACCAUGUCGCGUACCGAGCCAAGGCCUGUACAUGGGGUCGACGAUCCAGAUCACACAUCUCGACACGAUGAAUAUGAGGUUGUGGAGGCUGAGGAUGAUGAAGCUGGGGUGGAGGAGGCUCCUCGACGCCACGUACGGCCGCCUUUACCUCGUCUGAACUCGUCCUCACGAGCACCUCCCUCGCCGGCUCCUCGGGCUGAUGCUUCUCCUCCGCAACAAACCCCUAGUCGAAGUAGCAACACGAACACCCCACAGCCGCAAAAGGGCGGGCCCUUUCAUUUACAGGGCUCGCGGGAGAUACCCAUCCCGAUGCGGCCGGCGUCAACACAUGCUCAGUCCGCACCCAACGCAGCAGCAACACCGUCGUCGGCAGACACUGCGAACAGCCGCACAGAUGAGGGUUCACAACCUUCGCAAGAGUCCCAAAACACGUCGGCUGGGUCGCCAAGAUCACAGUCCAAGGACUCUUCUGGAGGCAAGAAUGCCCCGAUUCACAUACCAAAGGUUACGCCCAUAGCAUCUGGCCUGACGAUACCCCCAAACCUUGCUGAACUGGCACAGGGUUUGGAGGGGAAGUAUGUCGACGAAUUUGGGAACAUCUUAGAUUGGAACGGCCAGGUUCUGGGUCGUGUCGAGGGCGACCUCCCUUCCAUGAUAGGAAGACCCGUCUCGGUGACUGGAGAGAUCUUCAGCGAGGACGGCGAGGUCGUUGGCUACGUCGCAGAGAACGACACUAUCCCUCCUGCGCCCCCGUCUCCCAAGCCCAUUGAAGGUAUGGGCGACGGGCUAAAGGUCGACCACAUGGGCAAUAUCCUCGAUCGUAACAACAACGUCAUCGGUCACUUUGACGGCGCUCAUCUGGCAAACUCUCUGCAAAAGACAGGCCAGUCAGGCAACAAUAACUCUGGGCAGUCAAGUGGUGCUCGCCCAACAAACAGCAACCCUCAGGCAAACCAAAACUGUAGCUGUGGUCGACCUAAACCGUCUUCAGCACCCAGUCCGUCUGAGGUUUUCCUUGAUGUCAAGUCGACAAACGACGGCAUCCAGCUUAUUAUCAAGAUACCAACGGUGUUUAACGGUGGCGGAAACCCAAAUAUCCAUAUUGGAACUGGAUGA